AUGGCAGACACAGACGACAAGAGAAAAUUACUAGCCAAUCCACUUCAUGGAAUAGUUAUCCCUAUCGGCCUACUUCUAUUCGGAACUUGGUUAUUCAGUUGGUCCUAUAUGCCAUACACCAUUGCCUUUAUAAUCAUCAUAUGUUCAAUUCAAUAUUACUUGGCCACACAGCGUCGUUCAUCGAUGCAUCAAACGAUAUGGCGUGAUUUUGAAUUGAUUGAUCGAACAAUGGUUGCUCCAAUGACGGCGAUUUACCGAUUCAAGUUGGGUCGUGAGGAUGAAAUAUUGGAUAUUCCAACGGGACAUCAUUUAUCUUGUGUUUUCACGAUUGAUGGUAAGGAUGAAUUACGAUAUUAUUCACCAAUCUCAAAUCAGUUCGAUGCUGGAUUUUUCGAUAUUUUGGUCAAACAUUAUCCUCAUGGGAAAGUGACUAGUAAAUUAGCUUCGGUACAAAUCGGUCAAACGGUUAAAUUUAGAGGUCCAGUGGGAACAUUGGACUAUACGCCAAAUGAAACAAAAACAUUGGGGUUGAUUGCGGGUGGAACUGGUAUAACUCCAAUUUUGCAAGUUAUAACUAAAGUCAUAACUAACCCUGAAGAUAAAACUGAACUCAAAGUGAUUUUUGCAUGUCAAACCCCCAAUCAAAUCUUGUUGAAGCUGGAAUUAGAUUCUAUUGCAGAGAAGUAUCCCAAAUUGUCAGUGUAUUAUACUGUGGAUAAUCCUAGUGAAGAAUGGACUGGUGGUGUUGGAUACGUGUCGAAGGAAAUGAUUAAGACUAUGUUUGAUGACAAGGAAAACACAAAGAUUUUGAUGUCGGGCCCACCAGCCAUGAAGAGUCACAUUAAUGGAUUACUUGAUGAAUUGGAUUGGGAUAAGGAAAAAGUAUUCUACUUUUGA
Molecule: messenger RNA, 897 nt
Organism: Lodderomyces orthopsilosis Co 90-125
Lineage: Eukaryota; Fungi; Ascomycota; Pichiomycetes; Serinales; Debaryomycetaceae
Product: cytochrome-b5 reductase
Exons: 1
Coding region: 1-897 (298 amino acids)
Cellular component (GO): plasma membrane; endoplasmic reticulum
Molecular function (GO): oxidoreductase activity
Source: RefSeq, a predicted model, not a curated record